UUGAACAGAACUCCUCUAGAGAUUAUUCUACUGACGUCUAGCGUUUGUGAAGAGAAUUACUUUUAUUCUGACAGCAUGUGUAGUUUUUUUUUUUUUUUUUAAAUAGAGUAUUUGGUUUAAUCAUCAGGUAUAUUUUGCUGUCAGAGUGCAUAUUUGAAAGUGCAUGAACCAGGACUGAUGUGUUCAUUAAUGAUUAAUACUCAGUAUUGAUCUGCUGUGUUUUGUGGGAUUAGGGCCUCUGUUUGAGUAAAGGGCUCAGUGUUCAGUGUGGGUGGCUACAUGUGCUCAAAUCAGCACUGUGUGUGUGUUUUCUGCGUGGAUUUCUAACAUCCUACUGACGUUUUUUAGGGGAUUUUUUCUCUCUCUUAAUCUCCAAAAAGGACUUCAGAGCAGAGAUCUGACUAUUCCAGUGUUAUAAAACUUUAAUCUUUAUCAUCCACAGACCACAAAACAAUGAAACUGCUGCUGCCCUUUAUUCUCCUGACAGUCGGACUGACCACUGGAUACCGCAGUCCACUGAAUGACUUCCAGCGCUCAGAGGGCCGAGAGCUGGUUCCCACCCCCUGGAACGCAGCUCUGGUGUCGCUGUUACCGGGUCUGAACCUGGAGGAAUGCGCCACACAAUGCUCACAGUCUCUGGACUGCAGAGCGUUCAACUACGAGACGCGUCCGGUUGUCUCCUGUAAACAUCUGCCCUGGGUGGGCGACGGGAGCAACGCAGAGGUGAAGAGGAACGUCAACUGUGACCUCUAUGAGAAGAAAGUCUAUGUCAGAAAGUGCAUUGUGGGUAAAGGAGAAGAUUACCGAGGGAAAGUCUUCACCACAAGAAGCGGGCUCACCUGCCAACAGUGGUGGUCCAAGUUUCCUCACGACCACAGGUGGACUCCCACAGCUACUAACGGUCUGGAGUUGAACUACUGCAGGAAUCCAGACGGGGAUCGGAUCGGUCCGUGGUGCUACACCACCGACCCUGAGCGCCGUUAUGAAAGCUGUAACAUCCCCCAGUGCAAAGACGAGGUGUGUAUCACAUGUAAUGGAGAGGACUACAGAGGGCAGGUUGACCACACUGUGAGUGGUAACGAGUGUCAGCGAUGGGACCAGCAGUACCCUCACCAACACAUCUACCAGCCUGAGAAGUAUCCUGAUAAGAGUUUAGAUGACAACUACUGCCGUAACCCCGACGCCUCUCCGGUGCCCUGGUGUUACACCACAGACACUGAGGUGGAGAGAGAGAACUGUGACAUCAGCAAGUGCACUGAGGUGCGGGUGGAGAAACGCCAACGCUCCAGCUUCACCACCAACUGUUUCCGCAGCCGUGGGGAGGAUUACAGAGGUAAAGUCAACGAGACAACAUCAGGUAUCCCCUGUCAGCAAUGGGAUACCCAAGAGCCUCAUGAGCAUCCCUUCUACCCAAACACAUACGAAUGCAAGGGUUUGGAGGAGAACUACUGUCGUAACCCAGAUGGGUCGGAGGCUCCCUGGUGCUUCACAUCUGUGCCCGAGAUGAGGACUGCUCUCUGCUUACAGAUCAAACGCUGUGCAGACGACAUAGAAGCUGAAGAUUGCUACCACGAAAAUGGAAGAAACUACAGAGGCAUUGUCCGCAAAACGCGUAAGGGGAUCACCUGCCAGAAAUGGAACGUCAACACACCUCACCUGACCAGAAUAAACCAAAGGACGCAUCCUGACGCCAACCUGACAGAGAACUACUGCCGUAACCCGGAUGGGGACCAACACGGACCCUGGUGCUACACCACCGACCCCAAAACUGAGUUUGACUACUGUGCCAUCAAACAGUGUGCUGGAGAGAAAGUGACCGUGACUGAACCAGUAGAGAAAGUUGAGUUCAGUGAGUGCGGGAAGAGAGAGGACCGCUUCCCGAGGUCAAGGUUGCGUAUCGUGAAUGGGAUUCCUGGGAACUCGCCGUGGACGGUGAGCCUCAGAGACAGGAAAGGAAACCAUUUCUGUGGAGGAUCCCUGGUUAACCCCAGAUGGGUGAUCAGCACCAAGCAGUGUUUCUCCUCCUGCUACGUGGACCUGCCGGGGUACUCGGCCAGGAUGGGAACACUGUAUCGUGAUCCACAAGAUGGAGAGCCUGAUGUGCAAACCAUCCCUCUCACCAAGAUCGUCUGUGGACCCUCAGAGUCUCAGCUGGUCAUGCUACAACUGGAAUACCCGGCCCAGUUUAAUGAGCGUAUCUCUCAGAUCUGCCUCCCUCCUGAGCGCUACAUUGUGGCUGAGGGGACGUCCUGUGAGAUCGCAGGAUGGGGUGAGACGAGAGGGACCGGAGAUGAGACUGUCCUCAACGUGGCCCACAUAUCAGUUCUCAGUAACAAGGAAUGCAACAAAUACUUCCGAGGUCGAGUCCGUGAGAAUGAGAUGUGCACCAACUCUUUCCAGGGUGGCGUGGGUGCCUGUGAGAGAGACUACGGCGGCCCUCUAGCGUGUCAGAACAGGGACUGCUGGGUACUCGAGGGUGUGAUCAUCCCCAUGAGGCGCUGCGGACACCCGGGGCAGCCCAACAUCUUCAUCCGUGUCUCCGUCUACGUGGACUGGAUCAAGAAGGUCAUGGAGAUGGCUUAGACACAGACUGUCAUCCGACAGGAACUGAGAUCAAAUCUGCUCAACCAGUCAUCCACUUAACCACGUACACAUCUCCGUCUCAAAUGUCACUUUUACAUAAAAAAAAAUAUAUUAAUAAUAGUUAUAACAUCACUACACCAUAAAAAAAAAAUCAUUCAUUCAUGGAGAAAAUGCAAAGACAGCACAAUAAUGUAAUUCGUUACAGUAUAUCUGUUUAAAAUGAAUUCCUAUGUGCAUCUAUAUUUAGUGAAGCCAGAGUAACUAACUUUAAGUGAAUCAGUGAGCGCAUUUAAAGAAUAAGCAGAAAACAUUUGUAUUCCCAAAACAUAAUCACAUACGCUGAGAUACAAUAAAAAUGUAGUUUUUAAAAGUACAAUUCAAAUUUAAAGUAAAAUUCUACACAUUUUUGAGCGACACUUUUCAUGAAGUCCCUGUUUAGCGUUUAUAAGCCAUUAAACAAACAUUCAAACUAUAAUGUAGUUGUAAGAAGAUAUACACAUUUCUUCAGAUAUAGACAAUAAGACAUUUCUAAGUGUUAAUUAAAGGGGACAUUUUAUGGAAAAACUCACCUUUCAGUGGUCAUACACAUACUUUUGGGUAUCCAAAGUGCCUACCAACACACAAACUGUGAAAUAAGAACUCUCAGUCAACUCCCCUUCCUAUUGGUGCGUUCAAAUAAAACUCCUGAGCUUGUGUUUACAA
Sebastes umbrosus (honeycomb rockfish) is the source of this 3285-nucleotide messenger RNA. It is a transcript of the gene mst1, whose product is annotated as macrophage stimulating 1. Gene Ontology annotation, molecular function: serine-type endopeptidase activity; receptor tyrosine kinase binding. The transcript is spliced from 18 exons. The record is from RefSeq and is a predicted model, not a curated record. Lineage: Eukaryota; Metazoa; Chordata; Actinopteri; Perciformes; Sebastidae. Bases 454 to 2583 code for a protein of 709 amino acids. Gene Ontology annotation, biological process: regulation of receptor signaling pathway via JAK-STAT; proteolysis.